CUUUGUAUGAGAUAUACAAACGUACACAAAGUCACAAACCCAAUAGAAAAUAAGCGAUUAACAUUGUGAUUUUGGACCACUACAUUAAACAAAUCAGCUUAUGGUUUCGAUCUACUUAUUGAACAGGAUAGGUUCAAAUAAUAUUGACACAUUUGACAUAACCAUAUAAUAAUCCGACUAAUCAAUAUUUACCCUAAUGUUAAAUAUAUGGGUUUACAAUCAUACUAUUUACUCACAUAUUUACGCAUCAAUUUUUUAUUUUAUUUUUUUAUGAGGAAAAAAGUAAUAUCAAUUAAUUAAAUUUCUGGAAAACAGGUCCAGAGGAGGAUUCGCCAAAUCAGAGCAUAAUUCCAGUGAGUCUCCAAAUCAGAGGAGGAUUCGCCAAAACGAGCUAGGGCAUGUGCUUCAGAGUUAUCAUGCCGGUUGAUCCAGUGAAAACCCUGAACACGAAGAGACUGGGCAAGAGAAAAAGAUGUCUUCCAGAAUUCCCAAUGACUACAACAUCUUGGAGAUUGAGGGAACGACAAAGCACUAAAGCUUCUCGAAGCGAAAGGCAUUCGGCUUCAUCAGAGUCAGUUAUACCUGGGAAGUUCUUUGAUAGUGCAUGCAUAAAAGAACCUGCAGGGGAUUCGAUCAAGACUCCACCACCAGCACAAAGUCAUGAGACAGAGGUCGCACCAUCAAAGAAUACUUUUGAAAACCCCUCAGGAGGAGGCACCAUUAAGGUGAAAGAUACAAGAGCAGCGGCAUUCCUUUCUGGAUUAUUAGAUGAUUUAGCAAAAUCAGCUAUAGUGCGACUAGCGCAUAAGACAGCAGCCCAAGUAGUAGAAGUUUUGUGAUCAAUUGGUUUAAUAAUCAUACUGAGGUUGAGAGUUUCAAUGCACAUUUAUUGACACUAGAAUUUCAGAUCUUAAAGACAUCGUAAUUUUGUUCUUGCUCAAGCUAUUUCAAGUUGAUUCCUUAUGACAAUAUUCAAUUGGUUUUAUGGUCAUCUUACGGGCGGGCAAUAUUCUCAAGAUUCAAGAUUUGCUCAAGAAACAUGACAGAUUCACCUAAAGCACUUCGUUCUGGAAGGUUGUAUCCUUCUGCAAGAUGCACAUCCCAGUAAAAUGAUUAGAGCAAGUUGAUACGUCAAGCGGACAAAAUAUUUGCCCGCAUAUCUAAUUUCUAAUUCAACAGAAAACUCUCAUCCACUCUUUAGUCCUUUCUCCAGAUUCAUACGACUGUUUCUCCUAAACUUAUGCUAGAAAAUCAAAAAAACCACCCAGAUUUCUCAAAAUCUUCAUAACAUCUUGGAGUAAAAUGUCCAAAUGGUACCUUACAUUUAGGCCUACUUGAAUUUACGUCCCUAACAUUAACAUUUCAAUAUCAUAGUCCCAAACAUUAUGUUUUCAAACUUUUUUGGUUCCAUUUCACUGUUUUCGGCCGUUGACAUGCCGUAAUCAGGGGUAUUUUUAUCUUUUAAUAUAAUUUAAAUUUUUAUUAAAAUUUAAAUUAUGAUAAAUAUUUUAAAAUUCAGAUUUCAUUAUUUAAUUAUUAAAA
Molecule: messenger RNA, 1542 nt
Organism: Oldenlandia corymbosa var. corymbosa
Lineage: Eukaryota; Viridiplantae; Streptophyta; Magnoliopsida; Gentianales; Rubiaceae
Source: the annotation of a GenBank genome assembly